Messenger RNA from Tetrahymena thermophila SB210, 573 nucleotides. Its product is annotated as transmembrane protein, putative. NCBI's taxonomy places the organism in Eukaryota, Ciliophora, Oligohymenophorea, Hymenostomatida, Tetrahymenidae. Gene Ontology annotation, molecular function: protein binding. The transcript has 4 exons. The record is from RefSeq and is a predicted model, not a curated record.
AUGCCUUAUCCAAAUAAAAUGUAUGAGAUAUAGCUUUAAAAUCCACUAUAUGAUGCUUUUCUUGACAAGGAUAAUAAUUAUGUUUUUGUAUCAGAUUUUAAUGGUUUUAUUUAUGCAUUAACAUUUCCAUAAUUAGUUCUUGUUAGAUAAACGUAAGUGACUAGUUCUAGAAUAAAUAGUCUUUAUUUUGAUUCAAAGCACAACAUGCUAAUAUUUGGAUGUUUAGCUUCUAAUACAAUAGGUUAUUAUAAUGUUGUUUAAUUCAUGUAAUCAUUUGCUAACACUUUCUCUUAUUCGUAUGUAGGUGUGAUGUCUACUCUUUAAACAUAGUAAGGAAUUAUAUUCUAUCAAGAAGGUAAUGUUAUUUAGCUUUGGGAUUAUAAGUCUAAGUAAUUAAGAUAUGGAUUUUAUGUUGCAGACUCAGGUAUAGAUUUCUAUAGUGAUUUUAUCCUCAUCGAAGGUUAAGCUUCAAUUGCUGCUUUACUAACUCCAAAAAUGUUCCAGAAAUACAUAAAUACAAGGGUAUUUGAUUUGUUCAUAUGUGAAUUACAUAACAAUUUUAGAUGUGAAUGA